UGCAAAAUGUCUUCAGAAGUGGAAUCUCGCUCCUUGAAGGAGCCAUCACAAGGAGCAGAUGGAUAUAGUAAUCCAACAUCAUCUUGGGAUGGCCAAAAGAAGAAUAUUCCAGGGACACCUACUCCAGAGAGGGCCCCUGACUCACCAUCUUCCAGUUCUUCAUCAGGAGACACAUGUUCAAUAUGUUUGGGCAGCAUUACUGAUAAGUGUGUUGCUGAUUCAUGUCUUCAUAGUUUCUGUUUAUUGUGUUUGAAGGAAUGGUCUAAACAAAAGGCUGUAUGCCCUUUGUGUAAAUUGGGUUUUACCAAAAUUAUGUAUGAAAUAAAAUCAGAAACUGAAUAUAAAGAAUGGAAAGUGCCUCUGCCAGAUCCACCAGAACGUAACCAGGGUAUAGCAAACUUCCAAGAAUUUUUAAAUGCUGAAACAAGGAGGUUCUUUGGUUACAGAACAACACACUUUCCAGGAGCAGCGACAUUACGCCGUAUGCAUGUGCGUGCAAAUAUUCCAGAUGCAAUUCCAUCCUUACCUCCUCAGCGUGGAGGAAGGUCAAGCCUUAGGGGAUCAACUAUGUUUCGUUUAAGUGUAUAUUUGAAUAAUGUUUGGGUACAGCCGUUAGCAGAUGUAACGGGGAGAUAUCGACAGACCUCUCCCGAGUUAUAUAGGGAACAGCCAGCUCUUACUCAUAGGUUAGUACCAUGGGUAAACCGUGAACUAGCUGCCCUGAUAUCUCCUUCUAGAGUAGGAACUGCUCUUACUGAAGUAAUGGACCUCAUUGAGAGAUAUCCCAUUAAUUCCCGUGAAUUUCGAGCUGCUGUACGGCCACACUUACGGACACGUACACAACAUUUUGUUCAUGAAUUCUACCACUUUGCCCGCUCUCCUUAUGAUAUGGUUGGGCAUGAUAAUUCAGCUCAAUAUGUUCCUAGAUAUGGUCCUGAUGAUGAUAGCAGUGAUGGCACUGAUUCUGACGAUGACAGCGAUGCUGUUGUUGAAGUGGACUCUGUGGGAAAUCCCAUCGCUUCUACUUCAGUGAGUGAAGGCAGCCGAAGUCAGCCAACUCCCGGAAAUGUAGUGAGGGAAGAAACUCUCACCCAAGAGGGAUCUGUAGUUAUCAGUAGCAGUGAUGAUUCAGAUAAUGAGAGUGAAAGGCCACAUUCUCAGAAUACAGAAGCAAGUUAUGAGAUGACUCACAACCCAGAACCUCCCAUGUCUGGGAUGAGACGUCAGAUUGGUCAGGCCUCAGUUGGUUUUUAUAUGAGUGUCAAUGAAGGUGCUUCAACUUCUAGAAGUGGAAGUGCUUCAGGAAGAAGGGCAGAUCAGUCAACCAAACCUUCACAAGACAAUGUAUCAGGGAUUGAGGAUUCAGAUGAAUGCAUUAUUGUGGAAGAGGUUGUACCCAAAGUUCCAACGCCAGAAUUAAUUGAGAUUGAUUCAGAUGAUGAAGAGGAACCUCAUAGUAACACUGGCUUAAAAGAAAAUCAUAAGACAGUUAAAGCUAGAAAGAAGCUUAGAGGCAAAUCAAAACCAACACUCAAAAGAAAUAAUUUUGUGGGGGUUGAAAGUUCCUGUAAUGACUAUCCAUUAAGUGAUUGUAAGGUUGCUCAGCAAGAUCAUAGCUAUUGUACAGAGGAUGGUACAGCUGCUGCUCCUCCUCCUACAUCUUCAAGCAGUUCAGUGCCAUGUUUGCAAGAACCUUCUACUUCUAGCACUUCAGUUCUUAAUGAAGAACCUUGUCAGGGGUCGUCUAGUUUAAACAAUAUAAAGAGCGAACAGUAUGAAAGUGAUCCAACUUUAUCAGAAGGAAGUGAUACUAUAGAAGUUUCAAGAUAUGAUAUACUAUCUUCAGACGAAGGCCUGUGUCCUGAAUAUUCAGAAAAUGAAGAUAUCGGAGGAAAAACGAGUAAAAAAAGAAAGUAUAGAGAAGAUUCUUCUGAAAAUGUCUGUUGCGCUUCAAAGAAAAGAAGUAUGUUAAGAGAACAAAAAUCAAGUUGCACAUUGCCUAAGAAAGAUCUAAAGGCUAAAAUCAAAAGGUCUGUAUUUGUUUUGCCUUCGAGUAAGUUAUCUAAUAAGUACGUAGAUAAGAAACAUUACAGAAAAUAUGAUAAAAGAAUAGGUCAUAGUAGCUCUAGUGAUUCAAGUUUAAGAAGGUUGUCAGACAAAUUUUCAAGGCAUAGUAAAUAUCAUAGCAGGCACCAUCAAAAAGCACUUAAAGAAAGCUCGAGAGAAACUUCGGAAGAGAAGUGGCAUCAUUCAUCAUCAAGGGUAGAAACUUAUGGUGCAUUUAGUAGCAGGAAGGAGAGUCAUGAUUCAGGCAGUGAUGAUUCUAGUACAGAAGAAAGACAUAAAGAGCAUUAUAGUAUUAAAAAGUAUAGUGUAAGUUCAAAGACAAAAAAGUCCUCAAAGAAGCACAAAAGGAGAAGUAAAGAUAAGCAGCGAGAGAAGGUAAAGAAAAGUGGCAAGAAAAGCAGCCACAGGAAAAAAUCCAAAUCUAAAAGACAUGAAGUUUGGUAUGACUCCAGCUCUGACUACUCAGAAAGGAAAAGACAUAAAUCUAAAUCUGGGCAAAAGAAAAAAUGUAUAAUAGACAGUGAUUCCUCAGAUUCUGAGUCUAGUUCAUAUGUAAAGUAUAAAGAAACAACAGUAAAAGUUAAAGUGAAGUGAUGUGUACAGCUCAUGAAUGUCUAACACAUGUACGUGAGAUUUGUGUAAAGUUCGUUAAAUUCUCUCUUUUCAGCAGACAAAUUUUUUAGUUAUGCUUGGACACCUGGUAGGUUUAAGAAUUAGUGAAGCAGUGAUAAGCUCCAAGUGAAACCUUCCCUCAGACAUGGAAUACCUUGUUUGUGUGUGUGUGUGUGUUUGAAGAUAUUCAGUAUUUUUUCAUUUGUUGAGUGUUUGCCGAUACUGAUAUUCCGUUUAAAUUUUUGUUAGCCCAUAUUGGGGAUAACUUGAGAGCAAUUAUUAACUUUUUUCAUUUUGUGUAUUUCAAAAUGCUUUUGCCGCCUUUCUUUUGUACAUUUGAAUCUUACAACAGCAAACUCUUGAGGUGCUUUUUUGACACUUGAUGGGUGAAAAUUAUUUUUAGGGCAAUUUCUAUUAUACUAUUGGACUCACGUAAUGAACUGGAAAGGGUAAGCACAAUACACCUCAGGUUUGUCUUUGCAAAAAAACUGCAUACUAGUGCCUUCUGAGUGUUAUGUAUGUAUAUACACGAUUAUCUAUAGGUAAAAAAGGAAAAGCAAGUACCAUGGCAUCAUGAUGUCAGUUCAUGUGGUGAUGUUUAGGAAAUUAAGUCUCAUUCCAGUUAUUGCUUAUGAUCUUGGUUAUAGUCCAGUUAUUAGGCUGUUAGCCUAAGCAAAAACUAGGACUACUAUAUUCUGAAUUUAUAGUAAGUGUAGUGUAUGACUGUUUGAAAGUUUACUCUAGUACUGAUUUUCAUUUAUCCUUUAUGAAAUCUGUAAUGUUGUGAAAAUGUUUCAAGUCUACCACAGUAAUCCUUACUAUUCAAACUAAGGCUAUAGUACUAUUUUCAGCUCUUAUCAAAUCUUAAUGAAUGGUUUGUUGUCCAUUCAAGGAAUUCCUUUGUUGUAUUCACGAAUCUUAUUAUGUAGACCACCAAUAUUAUAUAAAUCAGGUGCACACUGUUUCGUGUGCACACACACAAUACAAAAAGAUUCUGAUUUAAUGUAUUGUAACUUACAAAAUUAUUUUUAGAGAGAGUGCAGAGGCUAAGCUACUACAUAUGAGGCAUCUCGUGGACAUGGGGCAAAUGCACCAAUUUCUUACUUUUGAGUUACGUACAAGUGUUUAAAAUCAGCUGUAGGUGGGAGACGUGAUUAUUUGAGAAUAGCAUGUUAUUAUGCAUCAUUAGAAUCCUCUGGAAUAGAAAAGUUUAUACAUCAGGGGAAAAAAACACACCGUAAAACAUGUGAUGGCGUUUUUUUAGCAAAUAAUUGUUAUUGUUCAAUCAUCUUGAAAUUCAUUCCUAUAUUAGAUGUCAAUGAACCAAACAUACUGUGAAAAUUUCAGCCAAAAAUUCCAAUAAUUAAUAUUUUUACACUGAAUAUUGAUUAGAAAUUAUCAAUUUCCUUAUGAUUUUACAGUCUUUGAUUGUUUUUGCUGCUUUCCAGCUAGCGCUAGCAGAUUUAUCCUAUUGCUAAGACUGAAGGUAUGUUAGCUAUGAAAAAUACAAGUUGAUUAAAAAAUGAUGUCAUAUUCUCCACCCCCACUUUUUCAUAAUACUUCUUUUCCACAAUAGCCUCAGACCUGUUGACAUAGCCUUCACCACUGUCUCAUUUGGCCUUUUCUGGGACUUUAGCAAAGUCUUGGGCCUUCUCUUGUGUGAAGGCACAAGUGGCGGUGUAUUGACAUUAUCCUGGUUGGUAUUAUUCGCCAUGACACAGUAAUUCAAUGUAAUAACAAAAUGCGGAGUGUAAACAAAGCCAGGCUUCACUCGCGUGCUUGGGGGGGAGGCUAGCAGGGUGAUUGCUAGCGCAUGUCUGUUUGGCUGAAAGGUCGCCCUUUAACCCAGCCAGAGGUAGCUGCUCAGUCAUUGGCUGGGCCGUGCGCACACUUUCACCCCUUACGCCCUGAAAUUUAAGACCUCUGCUACUUCGCCUGUGUAAAACAAGGGAAACUGAAAUUUUGAGUUCUAAGCCAUUAUGGGUCAAUAUCGUAAAAAGCUCUUCACAAGUUUUUCAGUGCUUCCACCUAGAGGAAAGCAUGCAUCACUCAUUUUCAAUGGUUGCCACAUUCGCCCCUUGUCCAUUCGCACAGUCUUCAGUUUUUAUAUACGUAUCUUACUCAGCAAUUACUUAGCUAGAGUUUCUACUUGAUGGCAGCUUAAAAUUUGAAAGUUAACGGUAGCAAUACUCUAUUGUUUAUGUAGGUAACUAGCCCUGCCCAUGUUCAAGGUAAGAGAGGGACAACUUUAGCCAAAAGCUAAAUUUGUUUUUCCAGCUUAAAACCACACACUGUGUUAAGGUUUGCAGCUGAAUUUUGCCUUAUUGUUGGAUUUUUUUCACUCUUGGUGAAAUAUUUCAACACAGUAGCCAUCGGCAUUAUUUAGGCAAACAUUUUUGUGAAUUAGUUUUUCUGAAAAGACACAUUACUGAUUUUUACUUUGUGUACUAGUUGACUACAGAGACACUAGUUCCUCUAGUUUUCGGUAUUGUAGCAAAGGUUGCAAUAUUCGAUUAACAAAAGCCUUGCUAUGACACACACACCUUAUUUACUUCAUUUAGGGACUGGUAACUUCUAUCAACUUACAUGCGCGGAGUGUAAGGAGUGGGAUGAAAAAGCUUCGAAAACAUUAGCUUCUCACCUUGCAUAGUUAGAGAGAGACUGGAAAAGGAAGCAGUGUUUAGAAGUUAAAUCUUCAGCUAGCCAGGGUAGUAAUCCAACUUCUAGUAAUGUCAGUGUUCUUGUGCCUUAUCCUGCUAAAUUACCUUCUCCCAUUUCCAGCCCUCCUCCAAAUCCACCUGCUCCAUCUCCCAGCCCCCACAGUUCUGAAUUGGACUGCCUCACCAGCAUCAAGUCAAAGUUUGACCAUAAGUUUGGGUCUGCAGAUACAGUGGCUCAUAUAGGGGAAUCUAUGCGUUUCCUCUUAGAUAAGUUUUGUGAAAAAAGUACUAGUGAAGUGAUUGUGGAGGAGGUGGCUGUCCAUCCCAACUGACUCUUCUUGGCAAAGGUCACUGCCAUACUCCCCCAAACCUGGGAGGAGGCAUACUGGAGUCCCAAGGGAGGUCAGUGGGGUCUAGCUACAGGCAGUGCCCCCACCCCCCCCUCAUUUGUUCCUGUUGCUUCCCAGGUUGCAACAAAAGACAGCCAUUGGAAAGGGAUCUUGGAGGUGCACCAUCAGCUUUUGUCGAGCUCUGGUAACUUCCUAUUAAAGGAUGUCAGUGAUGCUUCUCAAAUGAGUCGCACCCUCUGAAAAGGGGCGCUCUUUGUUUCAGGGUCAGUCUCCACCACUGCCCAGCAAAAGACAUAGAGAGCCUUCAUGUAGCCCCAAACCCUCAUGUAGUACUUUGGACAGUCCCGAACACUUUUCACAGUCGGAGCACCUUUCAGCAGUACCUGGAUAUUCGCUGAUGGCUUAUAACCCUCUUACGCCAACUGGACAUAUUUUACGUCAACAUUUUUUUGUCUCCCGUGUGCCGACUGGACGUAUUUUACGUCGACUUACAAAAGUUUUUUUAAAAUUCGCGGAAAAAUACUUAUAGGCCUACCAGCCUAAAACUUUUGAAUCACGUGCCUCGGGGGAUGCUGGGAGUUCAUGGAUCAAGGUAUUGUUUUGUUUACAAUCGUUACGCAGGCGCGCAAGCGCGAAUUUCUUUUUUGCCGCACUAAAUUAUUUCGUCACUGACAUAAUUUUUGUACCAUUGUAAAUUAGCCAUUACAUGAAGUAUUAUAUAUGAAAAUGUGCGCAUUUUUAUGUAGAAUACAACAAUAAAAUACUCAUGAUUGUAGCUUUUAUCAGUUUUGAGAUAUUUUCAUAUAAAUAACGAUAGUUGCCAAAAUUUCAACCUUCGGUCAACUUUGACUCUACCAAAAUGGUAGAAAAACGCAAUUGUAAGCUAAAACUCUUAUAUUUUAGUAAUAUUCAAUCAUUUACCUCAAUUUUGCAACUAAUUGGAAGUCUCUAGCACAAUAUUUCGAUUUAUGGUGAAUUUAUGAAAAAACUUUUUCCUUACGUCCGCGCGGUAACUCUUCCGAAAAAAAUCAUACAUGCGAUUGUAGUAAUGUUUGCUCCAUUUUAAAAUUAGCCGUUAUAUAAAGUUUUAUAUAUGGAAAUGUGCGCAAUUUCAUGCACAAUACAACUAAAAACAACCCAUGGUUGUAGCUUUUAUCAGUUUUGAGAUAUUUUCAUAUAAAUAACGAUAAUUGCCAAAAUUUCAACCUUCAGUCAACUUUGACUCUACCGAAAUGGUCAAAAAACGCAAUUGUAGGCUAAAAUGCUUAUAUUCUAGUAAUAUUCAAGCAUUUACCUUCAUUUUGCAACAAAUUGGAAGUCUCUAGCACAAUAUUUCGAUUUAUGGUGAAUUUAUGAAAAAAAUAACAUUUUCUUUACGUCCGCACGGUAACUCUUCCGAAAAAAUCAUACGUGCGAUUGUGGUAAUGUUUGCACCAUUUUAAAUUAGCCGUUACAUAAAGUUUUAUUUAUGAAAAUGUGUGCAAUUUCAUGUAGAAUACAAAAAAAAAAUAAUUGAAGGUUGUAGCUUUUCUCAUUUUUGAAAUAUUUGCAUAUAAAUCACGAUAAAUAGAAAAAAAACCACGUUCGGUCAACUUUGACUCUACCGAAAUGGUCGAAAAACGCAAUUGUAAGUUAAAACUCUUAUAGUCUAGUAAUAUUCAGUCAUUUAUCUUCAUCUUGAAACAAAUUCGAAGUCUCUAGCAAAAUAUUUAGAUUUAUGGUGAAUUUUAAAAAAAAUCUUUCCUUCCCUCCACGCGCACGGAUUCUCCUCCACAAAUCUCCGAAAUGCGUACUACUUCCCAUUCUCGGAAUAUUUGCUUCAUUUCAUAUUAGGCAUUUCAUAGAGUCUUAUAUAUGAAAAUGUGCGCAAUUUUAUGUAGAAUAAAACGAAAAAUAUUUGAAGGUUGUAGCUUUUCUUAUUUCCGAAAUAAUUGCAUAUAAAAAUAUAUAUAUAUAAAAAAAUUCGACAUUUGGUCAACUUUAACUCGUCAGAUAUGGUCGAAAACUGCAAUUGUAAGCUAAUACUCUUACAGUAUAGUAAUAUUCAAUCAUUUGUCUUCAUUUUGAAAGAAAUUGGAAGUCUCUAAGACAAUAUUUAGAUUUAUGGUGAAUUUUUGAAAAAAAAUAUUUGUUUACGUCCGUGCGUUACGAAUUCAUGCAUUAUUUUGUGAUAAUAUUUUCUCUGUGUUGAUUUUAUCGUUUUACAAUGUGUUAUAUACCAAAAUGAUCGCAAUUUAGUGUAAAUUACAACGAAAAAAAAAGUAACUUGUUACCUUUAACUGUUUUGCGCACAGCGCGAUUUGAAUACAUUUAUAUAUGAAAUUUCGUUUUUGCGCUAUCAUAUAUCGCAUUAUUUAUAUAUGAUAAUGAUAAUUUUUUUCAUUUCUGAUGGUUGCAUACUAAACUUCAGCCAAUGACAAAAAAAGGAGCCAAAAAUGAACUCUUAAUCUUGAAAACUAAGCGCGCUGUGAUUUUUUGAAAAAAAUUUUUUUCCGCUUCGCGCUCACUCUGAAACACCUCCGGCACACGGGAGACAAUUUUUUUUUUACCGCUUCGGCAUAAGAGGGUUAAGCAUGUUGCUUCUCGAGAGUUCCCAUGUACUUCUUCAAAUGUUUUGUAAACAGUGAGUACCCCUUUAAUGAUGAGCACCCAAUAAUGACCGGGCACCCACUAGUAUCUGAGUGCCCAGAUAUGUAUGAGAGUCCAAGAGUGGAUGACCGCCUAGUAGGAGCCAAGUGUCCAGGAGCUUCUGGUCGCCAGGUAAUGUUUGAGAAUCCAGUGACUCCCAAAUCACCUAUACCUGGCUGGACUCCCAGGUGCAUCAGAGUGUAAGACGACAGUUCCUGUUACAUUGACACCUGCCCAUAAGCACUUGACACUGACUUGUCAUGUUUGGCCUCUUCUAGUCUGUCUCCAGUUACGGACCUGUUUUCUUCUAAGAAUCCAGUCCUGUCUUUGGAUCUUCUUCAGAAGCAAUUGGAUAACAUUUUGGGACUUCUUCAAUAAGCUUCAUUUUUGUCAGCAAUACUUCCUGUAAAUCCUUUGCUUUCCCCGAUUUCGUUAGAUGAAGAGGAUUUGGGUCAAGAAGAGUUCCCAUCAGCAUAUGCUUCCCUGCUUAGAUAUUUGCUGCACAUUUUCCUGGAUUUCCUUGCCCCAGCAGCCCCUGCUGCUGCUUCCUAUUCAUAAUGAGUAAUCAGCCAGCUGGGGCUAACAAACUUCCUAAGAUGGUUCUCUCAUCUUCUGCUAAGGCCUUAAGUGAAAUAGAUAACUGGCUCUCUGAGAAAAGGCGGCAAGGAAAGGCUUCCUUCAGUAUUAUCCCCUGUCGCUUAUUGUCCAGGAGAUACCGGUCUUGCGCUACUGGAGAAGCUCCGUCCUUGGGAAUGGCUGCCUCCUUCAAAGUGGACUUCUCCAGUCUUAUUGACUCGGCUCGUAGAAUGGCAUUCACUUCUGCGAAGGUAAUGUUUUCAGCCUUGGAAAUGGAUCAUUUGCUGAGGAAUCUUUUUAAGGUAUUGAGGUUGCUGAGCUUUAUGGAUUGGAACAACGGAGCAUUACCCAAGAAGAUUCUCGAUUUUCCUUAUCAGCCGGAAGAUAUAGUAACAGAUUGGUGUAAUGUGCUAUCUCUAGAAAUAGUCUUGUUGUAUGCAAUGGGAAUACUUAAGAAAAGAGAACUGUGGGUCACUUUUGCUUCCAAGGGUGUCACAUCAUUGCACAAGUUAGCUCUCAUUUUCUCACCUUUAGACAGCCUAUGCCUGUUUCUGCAAGCAACAGUUGAGGAGAUAGCCUUGGAACUUCACAAAAAGUCUAUGCAGGACCUUCUUUCCCAAUCAGCUAGACGUCCCAAGGACUGGGCUCCUGUUGCCUCUUAAGCUGAUGUUUGCCCUUCAUCCUCAGCUGUUUUGAGGCUUCUGACAAAGAUCCCAGCCUAGACUGUGAGGAACCUUUCAUUUUACCUCGGAAAGGUGGAGAGAGAGAAAGGAGCAGAACAACGGGUAAUUCAAGUUUUCAAGGAUGGAUACUCCAUUCCCUCAGGGAAAAGCCUCUAUUAGCCAGCACUCCCGUCGAAUUGGUGGCCUACUCCAUAGGAUCGGAGAAGAUUUCAGUCCUCUCAGAGGAGGUUGUUUCCUUACUCAAGAAAGGAGCGAUAGAGGUAGUGGAAAACAUAAAGUCCAGAGGCUUUUACAGUUGACUUUUUGUGGUCCCUAAGGCCACAGGAGGAUGGAGACUAGUCCUUGAUGUGAGUGCCCAUAAAUGUUUUGUCAAGAAAACAAUGUUUCACAUGGAAACAACCCAAUCAGUCCUCACUACUCUUUGCCAAGGGGCCUGGAUGAUAUCUCUUGACAUGAGAGAUGUGUACUUCCAUAUUCCAAUACAUCAAGAGUCGAAUAUGUAUCUUAGAUUUGUGUUCAAGAAACAGGUACAUAUUUCAGUUUUAGGCAUUGUAUUUCAGACUCAACAGCCCCACAAGUCUUUACCCGAGUGCUCGCCCCAAUGAAGAAGUGGCUUCACCAAGGAGGAAAGGUGCAUGAAGGACCUUCAAAAAAUCCUUGGUUGAUUCAAGACCUACGAUUACUACUGAAUCUUGGGAAGUCAAGAAAAAGACUUAACGCGGUAACGUGGGUGCACGGUCUUUGACCAGUUUUCACCUAAUAUACGCACGCGUUGCCAGAUCUCACAGAUUCCUUGCUUUUCAAUCUCCGAUUGUUUAACCAGAUCCAGCUAGGCGCUAGAAAAUUAUCCUAUUGUUAAGUCUGAAGGUUUGAGCUGUGAAAAUACAAAUUGUCUUAGAAAAUGUGUCAUUUUUCAGGCUAUUCCAUCCGCCAAAAGAAAGGAGUGGAGGAUUACCUAAAAAAGGUAAAUCUUUUCCUGUCUCUUCCAGUCUGUUCAACAACUCAAUGGAUGAGUUUGCUAGGCACUCUAGCUUCCCUAGAACAAAUUUUUGAGGUUGGGAAAGUUGCAUAUGAGACUGCUGAAAUUUUACCUAAGGAUCAACUGGGAUUGGAAAGUAAACCAAGAUCUGUGAGUUUUUUCAAUAACAAAGGAAAUCAAGGAAGACCUGCGGUGGCGGAACUCUGCAGACAGACCUAAAAGUGAAAUCUCUCUCUCUCUACGUUGUGAACCCUGAUCUAGAGUUCUUUUCCGAUACAUUGGACCUUGGCUGGGGAGCUCUCCUGGGGGACAGUACUAUGGUUCCAACAGGAGAAAACAGUGCUGAAUGACCUUUGCAGGUCCCAGCGCUUGGGCUAUGCCCUAAAUUCCAUAAUCAAUCAAUCAAACCAACAGGAGAAAAACCAGCACAAAAACUUAAAGGUGUUGAGAGCAAUUCAUCUAGGAUUGCAACACUUUUCAGAUGAAGUCUGCAACAAGAAUGUGGCGAUAUUCUCGUACAAUGAAACAACUCUGGUUUAUAUCUGGCUUCAAGGAGAAACCCAUUCAUUCUCCCUAUAGAAGACAGCCAAAGAUCUGCUCCUUUGGGGAGACAGCAAACAUACCAAGUUGAUAACCUGCUUCAUUCAGGGGAAACUCAACAUGAUCUAGACGAGCCGAAUUGCCAUAGGCAGGUACUUCCCAUGGAAUGGAUGUUGGACCAUUGGGUUUGCUCCGAUCUCUGGAAGUUUUGGGGGGAGCCAAUAUUGGACUUGUUCACGACAUUCAAGAACAACCAUUUUCCUCUGUUUUGCUCCCCGUUUCCAGAGCCACCAGUUUGGGUGACAGAUGGUAUGAUGCAAAAUGGUCUAACCUAGACCUGUAUGUAUUCCUCAGUUAGGGGUGAUCAAUGAGGUCCUCAGAAAAUUCCAGUCACAUCAAAAUGUCGUGAUGACCCUGGUAGCUCCCUUCUGGACUUAUCAAGAAUCCUACCUAUGAUUCGAAGUCUGCUCAGGCAACCCCAUUUCAGUAGGUUCCAUCAGGGCAUAUCCACUCUGUCCCUUACAGGGUUUUGACUAUCAGAAAACUCGUCCAAGCAAAGGAAUUUUCUAGAGAGGUGGCAGAAUCUGUCGCUGGAUGUCGACGUGAGUCUACUGACAAAGUCUACCAAGGUAAGUGGUCAGUUUUUAGACUGGUGUAAAGGAUGCAGCAUCUCAUCUUCUAAGACCACUUUAGCACAAGUGGCAGAUUUUUCACUACUUAAGUCAUCUCGAGGCCUCUCAUCAUCAAUUAUUAAAGGAUAUAAAGCGAUGCUUGAAUCUGUGUUUAGGCACAGAAGUUUAGACUUAACAGCAAAUCAGGACCUUUCUGACCGACAUUAUUAAAUCUUUUGACUCCACAAAAGUUAGCAAGGAAGAGACGCCCUGGAACCUGGAUGUAGUCCUCAAAUGGCUCGAGAGUUUGUGCUUUGAGCCUAUGCAUUCAUCUUUGUUUUUUUCUCGGUGGCUCUAGGCACAGCUAAGUGAGUCCAUGCAAUGGAUAGAAAAAUAGGCUUCUCCAAAAGAGAUUCAGUAUGUUCUCAAACCCUCAGAUUUCUUACUAAGAGAGAGAAUUUGACGCGUCCAUGACCUCGUUCCUUUACCAUUAAAGGAUCAAUGGAAAUUUUAGGGGGCAGAAGACAAGGAGAGAGCUCUCUGUCCAGUGAGAGCACUCAAGAUAUUAUCUUCAGAGGACAGAGAAGAUCAAGGGUGCAGCAAGUAAUGUGUUCGAUGAAGAAUCCAUAGAGACCAUUGUCUAAGAAUGUACUCUCGUUCUUUUUGAGACCUAAUUGUUAGAGGCACACUCCCAAAUUGGGGAGGAUGUCUUACCUUUGUUGAAAGUCUGAGCUCAUGCUGUGAGGGCAUUCACUACCUCUGUAGCUUCUAAGCAUAAUCUUUCUCAUUCAUCGGUAUUAGAGUGCAUGUACUGGAAAGGUGAGUUCAUGAUGCAUUAUUUACAGGAUAAAGGAACAGUUUACAAAAAGUGCAGUAGUACAGUGUUCCCUGUAUUCAAGGGGAUGCAUACCAGACUUCCUCCAUGAAUAGCUAGAAUCCGGGAAUAGUUGAAACCUCUAUAAAAAUGCUUAAAACUGCCUAUUUUGUUGGUUAAAACUCAAG
This is a messenger RNA of Macrobrachium nipponense, 12708 nucleotides long. It is a transcript of the gene Topors, whose product is annotated as E3 ubiquitin-protein ligase Topors-like. Gene Ontology annotation, molecular function: metal ion binding; ubiquitin protein ligase activity. Gene Ontology annotation, biological process: protein polyubiquitination; protein monoubiquitination. Lineage: Eukaryota; Metazoa; Arthropoda; Malacostraca; Decapoda; Palaemonidae. The record is from RefSeq and is a predicted model, not a curated record.